Brettanomyces nanus is the source of this 1377-nucleotide messenger RNA. RefSeq lists its product as uncharacterized. The coding region runs from base 1 to 1377 and encodes 458 amino acids. The record is from RefSeq and is a predicted model, not a curated record. Gene Ontology annotation, cellular component: plasma membrane. Lineage: Eukaryota; Fungi; Ascomycota; Pichiomycetes; Pichiales; Pichiaceae. Gene Ontology annotation, molecular function: phosphoprotein phosphatase activity. The transcript has a single exon.
AUGUCUUUUCUAUCUUCAUUGUUCUGUUGUUUUGAUACUCAGGAUCCGGAAACCCACGAAGGAAAUAUUACUACACGUCAUAAAGCCCACCUAACCAGUACUCAGUCUAACUUACAGAAAGCACUCAAUAACAAACUUUCCAAACAACCGAACAACAACAAGUUGUCAUACGAAUACUCUGACGUUGACGUUGACGUUGACGAGGACGAAGACGGCAAGAUUAAUAAUCACAAACAGGUAUAUAAGUCUUCCAACAAGAGCAAGAACAAGUUGCAGAAGCCUUUACGGAAUUACGGCACUACUAAACAACUCGCAAAGCAUUCGGAUAUGGAUAUUAACGUUGUUCAAUCAAAGAACAUGAAUCAUACCGACUCUACUUCCAGUAGAGAUGAAGUUUGUGAACUAAAAAGUCAGAACGUGCAUGAGGUUACAGAUGCGAAAGAUUCCACGGAUAGUUCUAAGGAUGAUGACGUCCUUGCUGAGCAACUGAAACAUCAUCAGAUAGACACAGAAGGACACCAGCAGCAGGCAGAGCCACUGCCGAAGCCCCCUCAGCAAUCAGUACGACUCGAGCCGCAAAAACAGCCAUCACCACAAAAAGAGCCUGAUGGUGAUACUUUCAUGACAGAUGCAGAUAGGUCUCCAUUUUCACCAGCGUCAGAAACCAAGGUAGAACAAGGAGGAGUUGAUAAUUCUGAUGGAAUGUUUGAGGACGAAGAUGAAGAUGACGAAGCUCUCUAUAGAGAGGAGGAAACAUCAGAAGAGCCACAAUUUGAUUUGGACCUUACGAAGAUUCUUAGCGACCAAGUUGUUGCAAAAUCGGGAUGGUUGCUAGACAACCAACCUUUUAAACUUAAGGGAAGAAAGACUUUAGUUCUUGAUUUAGAUGAAACUUUAGUUCAUUCGUCCUUCAAAUAUGUGAGGCAUUGCGAUUUCGUUAUACCUGUGGAGAUAGAGAACCAAGUCCAUAACGUUUACGUUAUCAAACGGCCGGGAGUGGACGAGUUUUUAAAGCGAUGCGGUCAGAUAUUUGAGGUUGUCGUUUUUACAGCGUCUGUGGCACGCUACGGAGACCCUUUAUUGGAUAUUUUGGAUACACAUCACUCGGUUCAUCAGAGAUUGUUCCGUGAAAGCUGCUACAACUACCAGGGAAAUUAUAUUAAGAACCUCUCUCAACUGGGAAGACCAUUAGAGGAUGUGAUAAUCAUUGACAAUUCGCCUGCAUCUUAUAUAUUCCACCCUCAGCAUUCGGUACCAAUUUCUAGUUGGUUUAGCGACACUCAUGACUGUGAGUUGACAGAUCUGCUACCGUUACUCACGGAUCUGGCCGGUAAAGAGGUGGAUGAUGUCAGACUUGUUCUCGACGUGAAUAUCUGA